AUGUUGCCAGAGAAGCCAGUAUGGAUGUCUCAAGAAGAUUAUGACAAGCAAUAUGGGAAUAUAAAGAAGGAUGUCGUUAAAGAGGUACCAACUGCUACCCCUGCCGACACCACACAUUUGGUUCAAGCACCAGACCAUCCUGAAGAAGACGCAGAAGCUAAGCCAGCUUUCAAGAUACACAAGCGUAGACACCAUAGGUAUGAUAUUGAGGAAAAGAGGAAGAGAGUAGAAGUUCAAAAGAUGAGAGAAGAACAAUUCAAAAAGCAUGAAAUUGAGAUGACUGCUAACAGGACCAUCAAUGUGGACCAGAUUGUGAGGGAACACUACAAUGAGAGGACCAUGAUAGCGAACAGAUCCAAGAGAAAUUUAUCGCCGAUUAUUAAGCUACGUAACUUCAAUAAUGCCAUCAAAUUCAUGUUAAUUGAGAAAUAUACAAAAAAGGGCGAUGUCGUCCUAGAAUUGGCCUGUGGUAAAGGUGGUGACUUAAGGAAGUAUGGUAAUGUUGGAAUCUCACAGUUUAUUGGAAUUGAUAUUUCUAAUGCAUCCAUUCAGGAAGCUCAUAAAAGAUAUAGAUCAAUGAAGAACCUGGAUUAUCAGGUUAUUCUUAUCACAGGAGACUGUUUUGGCGAGUCCCUUGGUGUUGCUGUUGAACCAUUUCCUGAAUGUAGAUUUCCCUGUGAUGUGGUAUCUACGCAAUUCUGUCUUCACUAUGCUUUCGAAGCAGAAGAAAAGGCCAGAAGGGCCCUUUUAAAUGUGAGUAAAUCACUGAAAAUUGGUGGAUAUUUUUUUGGCACAAUACCUGAUUCUGAAUUUAUUAGGUAUAAACUGAACAAAUUUGGAACUGAUGUUGAAAAGCCGGGCUGGGAGAAUUCUAUCUACAGGGUAAAAUUUGAAAAUAAUGAAUAUCAAAAAAAUGGCUACGAAUUUCCUUCACCCUACGGGCAGAUGUAUACAUAUUGGUUAGAAGACGCGAUCGAUAAUGUUCCUGAGUAUGUUGUUCCUUUCGAAACUUUGAGAAGUCUGGCAGAUGAAUAUGGCAUGGAGCUUGAACUACAAUUACCAUUUAAUAAAUUUUUUGUCCAAGAAAUUCCACACUGGAUCAAUAGAUUUUCUCCAAGAAUGAUGGAAGGCUUGCAAAGAUCAGAUGGAAAAUUCGGUGUCGAAGGUGAAGAAAAGGAAGCAGCAUCCUAUUUUUAUACGAUGUUUGCAUUCCGUAAAGUUCGAAACCCUGUAGAGUAG
Molecule: messenger RNA, 1239 nt
Organism: Kazachstania africana CBS 2517
Lineage: Eukaryota; Fungi; Ascomycota; Saccharomycetes; Saccharomycetales; Saccharomycetaceae
Gene: ABD1
Product: mRNA (guanine-N7)-methyltransferase
Exons: 1
Coding region: 1-1239 (412 amino acids)
Biological process (GO): 7-methylguanosine mRNA capping
Cellular component (GO): nucleus
Molecular function (GO): mRNA 5'-cap (guanine-N7-)-methyltransferase activity
Source: RefSeq, a predicted model, not a curated record